CGGACCUUGGCAUUCGUGUGUCUCGCAAUAUCUCUUUGUCUUAGUCUAACAAUUAUGCAUUCUUUUGUCGCAAACCCAUAAUUAUACACAGCACUAAAUCCGGCCCGACCUUGGGCUUCUUUGUCCACAAGCUCUUACAGAACAAUAAAGAGAUGCUGUUAUAUCUAGAGAGAAGAGUGAUUCGCGCUCCCUCAACUAGAUUCUUUCACUGCGGCCGCGCAAACGUGGAAUAUGCCAGUAACUACUAGGUCCCAGGCCCGUCUUCUUCUUUCGGCGCAGGGUGUAGAAUCGCAGCUUGCUCCCAAGCUAUCCAAGACACAGCAAUCCGUUAAGACUACAAAACCAGCUGCUAUUCACGAUGGCAACCCGCCUCAGGAUUCCGGCAACGACAAACCGGCUCUGGACUCUCCUCCUGUCUUCUCCACAGAAACCUCUUGGUCUUGUCUAAAGUGCUCCUGUCAAAAAGGCGUCUUUGCAAACUUGGUCGACAGCUGCGUCCAGUGUGCGCACUCAAUGGACGAUCAUGCGCCACAUCAGCACGAUCCUUGGAACCCCGGCGUCGACUAUGUCUGCAACCGAGAAGAACUAGUCACCACAGUUCUACAGCGCGCACGGCAUUACGGAGUUGUGGUCAUUCGCGCGACGCCCCAGGUCGGAAAAACUACCUUGCUCAAGCUACUAGGCCAUCGCAUCGCCCAUCAAGAGUCCGAUCUAGAACCGGUGAACUUCAUUUGGCAGAAAAAUGAGCGGCGCAAUUUUCGAUCGCACUGGGGUUAUCUAGAGUUGGAGAGGGACGCUUGGCGAGGAAUGAACGCCAAAAUUCGCCCUUACAAUCCGGCAGCCCGAGUCGUUUAUCUCAUCGACGAAGCUCAAGACUCAUAUGACGACGAAGCCUUUUGGUCCAUGUUGAAGAAUCACCAUAUCACAAGGUCGCAACCUCUUUUCGUGCUCGUUUGCCUCUAUGGGGCUGCUGGUGUUUCCCACAUACAGGAUCCAUCAAUUGAGUCUCAGGCACUACUAAUGCAUUCUAUGCACCGCAUAGAACUGCGCGCUAUGCAUGGAGGUCCCCGUAUGCUCUUUCGGCGAGAGGAGUUAUCCUUUAUCAUUCAGAACUUUGCCACUGUGAACGGCUAUCAACUCGAGGACGGAGUCAUUGAGUACUUGUAUAGUGCUACUGAUGGUCAUCCGGGCAUGGUUGGACUGCUACUGUCACACUUGACGCACACCCUUUAUGGCAAAGAUCGACCUCGGACGCUGUCGCCAAAUUUCUUCCACAAUCUGAUCGUCGAAGAUGAAUACAGUUUCAUCUAUUACCUCACUCGUUGGGGUAGAGGGUUCUGGAUACCUCGGAGUGAGGAAUAUGUGAAAGACCGUCUCGAAUUAGCCAAAUACAGCCAUCUUGUACUCCCGGAUAUCAAAAAAGCACUCAGGGAAGUAGCUGAGCAUCCGGAUGGACUCACGCUCUCUGAGAAGAAAGACGACGCAUUCGCGUUUUGUCACAAAAUGGGCUAUCUGCAUACCGAACAGCCAGUACAAGGGAGCAAAGAAACAAAAUUCACCUUUGCAUCUCCGCUCCAUCGUCGGGUCGCCCAUCGCCGUCUCAUCUCGCGCCCAGAACGAGACGCCAUCAACAAUCUCAGUCUCAAGGAGACUUGCACCAAUGCCAUCGCUCGAUUCAGCCCAGGUGCCCUCUGCAACCGCCGAGGUGCCCGGUCCAAUCGGGGCUGGAGAAUUCCGGAAGCCGCCUUUCAAUUCGAGCUGUAUUGCUGUCUGAACCUCGAGCUGCGUUGUCUCCCUAUCCUGUCCGAAUAUUCCCACACCAGCGAUGGCCGCAUUGACUUCUACGUCUCGGAUAAGAAGUGGGGUAUCGAGCUGCUGCAGUGCGGAAGUACCCGCGAGAUCGCAGAGCAUAUCGCUCGAUUCGCAAGCGAUGGUAGAUAUCAGGAUUGGGGCAUUAUGGACGACUACAUCAUCCUCAACUUCUGCCCUCGAUCUUCGCUUCGCAAAGCUCGUAUCGAUGAUGAGAAAAUCCGGUCGCACUUCUUCCACGUCGUCAUCGAGCCCAACCAGUUCGCAGCUGAAAUCUAUACGCACGAUAAACAGCUGCUUCAGUCUUUGUCGUUGGGCGAAGGCAGACAAAGAGCAAAUGCAUACGACUUUCUCGGCUCCAACAACCAACUUCCUGAUACAGAAGAUCGCCUUUCGCCUCCACCAAAUGGAACAACACCGGGGGAGCAGGCGACGGCGGAAGGCAUGAAGAAGCUGAGGCAAGAGAUGCAGCGAAAGGAGGAGGAGAUGCAGCUACAGAUGCAGAGAGAAAGAGAAGAGAUAAGGCUACAGAUGCAGGGAGAAAGAGAAGAGAUAAGGCUACAGAUGCAGAGAGAAAGAGAAGAGAUAAGGCUACAGAUGCAGAGAGAAAGAGAGGAGAUGAGGCUACAGCGAGAGAAGGAUCAUGGUGAGCCCGUACAAGCGCAAGACAAGUCAGUUUCAGUUCGCGGGGGCAGGAAACGGAAAAGAUGAAGCAAG
This is a messenger RNA of Trematosphaeria pertusa, 2526 nucleotides long. RefSeq lists its product as uncharacterized. Bases 232 to 2520 code for a protein of 762 amino acids. Lineage: Eukaryota; Fungi; Ascomycota; Dothideomycetes; Pleosporales; Trematosphaeriaceae. The transcript has 3 exons. The record is from RefSeq and is a predicted model, not a curated record.